GAAAAUAGUUUGGUGUAUAUAAAACUUGCACAACGAUAUUUAAUUUUAUUGGCAAGAAAAAAUAAAUAAACUAACAAUGGUUUGAGUUGUCCUUGUGGAACUCAUGGUAUAUCCUAUAUAUAUAGCGGCAAGCGUAUUAACGGUGGCAACAGCAUUGAUAUUCCAAAUUGACGAAUUGCAAUAGCCAACUCGUAGUAUCACAGUGAAAAAUAAUAUUUAGAAAAUAUUCUAAGACGAACAUACCAGUGAAAAUAACCAAAUAAAAAACAAUAAAAAUGUUUCGACCCAGUUGAUUAAGAGAUAAAAGAAAAUUUCAUAAAAAAAAUUUAAGAUAAAUUAAAAUAUUUCCGUAAAAUAAGAAAAGUUAAAGCUAAAACCAAUAAAAACAGGAAAACUAUAAAACUGCUUGUUGUUAUACGAAAAAACAAAAUUACUAAGCAAAAAGUUAAAUAUUAAAUAAUCCUAUAAAGAAUUAUUUUAAUGACAUAGCUAAUAAACUUUAAAUAUUACCAACAAAAAUAGGCGACACAAAGAGCUAAAAAUAAAAUAAAAGUAAAAUUAAAAACAUUUGCAUACCACAAAAAUAAGUGUAUAAAGUUAAAAAUAAAAAAACAAGAAACCCUCUCAACUGCUACACGAGUUCAGUCAUCGAAUCGACAAGACAGUUACAAUACAAUAAAAAAAAAAACAACAAAAGUCGAGCAACUACAGCAGUAACAGUUAAGAAACGCCGUAGCAGCAGCCGCAGAAAAAGCAGUAGAAAAUCAACCAAAAGCAACAACUUCACUAAGAGCGCAGCCUAAAGAAAAAAAGCACAAGACAGCAAAAAUGGCCGACAAGAAGAUAGCAGAACAAUACUAUUCGCCACCGCCAAAGAUGGGCAAAUGGGAGGGUUUCAAAAAAUUCAUAUGGAACAGUGAAACUAGCCAAUGCCUUGGACGAACAGGAGGCAGUUGGGCAAAAAUUUUAUUUUUCUACAUUAUUUUUUAUGCGGCGUUAACUGGAUUCUUCGCUGCCAUGUUGGCUGUGUUUUAUCAAACACUGCAAGUGGAUAAACCCAAGUGGACAUUGGGCGAUGGAAUGAUUGGUUCGAAUCCAGGUCUUGGCUUUCGACCAAUGCCCCCAGAGGCAAAUGUAGAGAGCACCUUAAUCUGGUACGAGAAAUCGAGACCCGAAAAUUACAAAUACUGGGUCGAUGAAACUGCAUCAUUCCUUCAAUCCUAUGAAGAUCUACCAAAGCAGAAUCAAGUGAAUUGUUCAUUCGAAAAUCCACCACCAGAAGGUAAAGUUUGCGCUUUUGAUGCCAACUCUUUUGCUCCAUGCACAAAGGAAAACAACUUUGGCUAUCAUCAGGCCAGACCAUGCAUAUUCCUAAAGUUGAAUAAGAUUUACAACUGGGAACCAGCUAUCUAUAACGACUCAAAACACCUACCAGUUGAUAUGCCUCUCGAACUGCAGAAUCAUAUUAAAGAGAAGGAAAGCUUGCGACCAAAUCAGACCAGCGUCGUUUGGAUCUCCUGCGAAGGUGAAAACCCUGCCGAUGUGGAAAAUAUUAAGGCACGCGAUUACUAUCCACGCAUGGGUUUCCCCGGCUAUUAUUUCCCAUUCAAAAAUAUCGAAGGUUAUGUACAGCCAAUUGUUGCCGUACAAUUUACCGUUGAAACCGGCGUUUUAAUCAACAUUGAAUGCAAAGCCUGGGCAAGCAACAUCAAACACGAUCGCGCAGAAAGGAAAGGAUCCGUCCACUUCGAAUUGAUGGUUGAUUAAGAGCUUGCGCGCAGCCAAUAAGUGAACGAAGCACAGAAAAUAAAUUAAUAAAAAAAACCAUAACAACCACACAAAACCAAAAAUAAACAACAAAAAAAAAACAGAGAGAAUACUUAGCAGGUGAAAUAAUAAACGCAGCAGUAAAUAAAAAUGGACUACAGUUAUUAAAAGAAAACAAUAACAGAGGUAAAAAUAAAAACAAAGAAAAACAACAACAAAAUAGUAGCAAAAUUAAGUCAAGAAACAUGCAGGAAGGAGCAAAAACAAAAGCAGCAUAAAUAGAGAGGAGCGAAGGUAGAUAGAUAGAGAGAGAGAGAGAGAGAGAGAGAUAGGAUCAAUAAAAGAGAGUGCAAUGUAGCUAUGUGCUUGAAGGAGUGAAUGAGAGAGCAAGCUAGGAGAAAGCUGAAAGAUGAAUGCAUGAAAAAUACAGCAACAACCAAAGAAUAAGAACAACAAGCCGAAAAAAUAAAUGAGCUAAAGCAUAAAUAAAAAGCGCUAUUUGCAUAGUGCAUAUGCGAGCAGUGACAACAACAACAACAGCAGCAGCAAAAUUAAAGGCUAUAAUACAAAGAAAAACUAAAAAAUGUGUGCAAAAUAGUAAAAAAAAUACUUGAAACAAAAAAUUGCUAAAUAUUUAUUUUGCGAGAACGAAAACAUGCAAACACAUAACAAAUUGAAGCAAACAAAAGUAAAAAAAAACACUGCGGCAACACUGCUAAAUAGAGCGAGAGCAAACCAAAAAAGUAAAAUAAUUAAAUGAAAAUGCAUAAAAAAUAAGAAUUAAAGUAAUUAAUUUAAUAGACAAAGCGUAACAAGGCAUCAUUCAAUACAUAUGUACAUACGUACUCGUAUAUAUAUUAUUUUUGGAGACACAAAAAAAAAAUAGUAAAAAAGGCAAAAAUACAAAAAAUAAUAAAAAGCAACAGCAGCGACCGAAAAAUAUGAUUAUUUGUAAUUAAUUUUAUUUUGCGCAAUAAAUUAUGAAAUAAAUACGAUUUAUGGUAUUUAGUACCCAAAACCGAAAAGAGGUAUGUAUGUAUGUAGUUAAAAGAAAUAAUUGCUUUAAAUAAAGCGUGCAACAGCGCUAACAAUUUUGAUAAUAAAUGCAAACGCUUCUUUCGUACUUAUUUCCUUACUUUAGCGCUUACUUAAGUAAAUGAAAAGCAAAAAGAAAAACAAGUUUUUUGAAAAUCAGUAGAAUUUAAUUAUUGAAAAUACUUAUUAGAAUUUGUUGAUAUUUUUGACUAGUGAAUGCAAGUUUAAUAAACAAUUAUGAUUAUUAUUAUGAUUAUAAUUAAAAUUAAAAUUAAUUAAAAAAAGGUAAUUAACGAAAACCAGCGCAGCGAAAAAAUACAAAAAGCAACAAAAACAAACAAAUACAUAACCACAAAAAUAAACAACAUGCUUACACUGGGCAGCAGAUUUGAAAAACAAAAUAUCUUAUUUACAAAAACACAAAAACAUUUGUAAGUAUGUAAAAUGCAAAGCAGAAGCAAAAAUUAAGUAGCAGAGUGCAAAUAAAAUAUGUUAAACUAUUACAAAGAAAACUUAUUGUUGAAUUGUUUUACAAACAACUUCCGUUUACAAGCUAAAUCGCAUGCUAUGAAAAGUAUGUGCAAUUAAAUUUUUGGAUAAAAAUUAAAUUUUUUCUUAGAUAUACAUAUGUCUGAACUCGUUUGCGACAAAAAAGUAUGUUCAAUAAAUAUCUCAAACAAACUAAUUUUGAAACUGUUCCAGCAAUUAACAGGAAAAAUCGCAUGAUAUUUUUUUCCCAAUUUAUGACAAGCAAACUCAUUUAAAGUAAAAAAUUGUUUUACAGUGAUUGCUACAAAAAUUACUACAGAAGAAAUAUCGCAUGACAGAAAAAAUAAAUAAAAUGUCAACAAAACAGAAUAAAAAUUCAAGUAAACUAAUUUAAAAAAAAAAUUUUAAUAUAUUAUUUUUUCAAAAUUUUGUUUGACAGACAAAAUAUUGCAUACCAUUUUUUUUUAAUAAAUACAUAUACAUGUCUGAAACGUAUGCAAUUAAAAUGUCAACCAAAAAUAAACAACAACCAAAAACAAAGAGAAUACUUAGCAGAUGAAAUAAUAAACGCAGCAGAAAAUAAGAAUGGAACAGUUUUACUUGUUUCACAGUAAUCGCUUCGAAAAUUACUUACAAAAAAAAAAUAUCGCAUGACAUUUUUUGAAAGAAAAAAAUAAAAAUGUCAAACAAUCUAUUAAAAACAAAAUAAUUUUAAUAUAUUAUUUUUUUUUUAGUUUUGUUUGACAGAAAAAAUAUCGCAUGACAUUAAAUAUUAUUAUUUUUUUAAACAAAAUCACAUUUUGACCUGCCCUAACAGUCUUACAAACAUACAAUAUGCCUAUAUGUACAUAUAUAUAACAUCAUGUAUGUAUUGCUAAACUAAACUAACCACGCCCCAAAAAGUAUAUACAGCUAACCAACACAACCAUAAAAAAAAAAUCAUGCCAACAACACAAACACUCACCAACACACACAAAUAUGUAUGAACGUACGCUGUAAACGCUGUUUGAAGACAGCGAAAAUUAAACUUUUAAUAAAUUAAAUUAUUAUUAAUAUUUAAAAAAAGUAAAAGUUAUGCAAAGAAAACUUUGUUUAAAUUUGUUAUUAAAAUUUAAGCGCCCUCCCCUUUAAAAAAAAAUAUAUAUAUAUAAUAUUAAAUUUAUUAAUAAAAUAAAAUAAAAAUAAGCAAGCAGGCAGUAUAAAAGUUUAGCAAAAUUGAAAUUAAAUAAAAAAAUAAAAUUUAAAGCAUAAAUUAAAGCAAAAAGUAUUAAAAAUAAUAAGCUGCUUAUGAAAGCAUAAGCUAAACGGUACAUGAAUUGUAGAAUUUUAAAUAAAAUUUGUGAGAAGAAACGCAUUAUUUUAGCAAAUUAAAAAUAAAUUAUAAAAAAAAAACAAUAAACAAAGCAGCUAGCAAUGAAGCACACAAACGCCGAUUGCUAACAACAAACGAAAUGCAAAUAAAAAUUAAUACAAAUAACUUGUGAGCAUAUAAUUGACAUUUAAAAUAAAAAUAAAAACAAAAAUUAGUUAAUUAUAAUAUAUAUAAGCAUAAAUAAUACAAAUUAUAUAAAAUUACAGCAAUGUGACAGCAUAAAAUAAAAAAAAAAUUUAAUGAAUAAACAAUGACAACUUAACAUUAAAAAGUAAUAAUCCCCUUCACUUAUUACACUAGCGAGAAAUGAAAAAAAAAAACUAAGUAAGCAAAAACAUUAGCAAAUAGUUAAAAUUGAAUUAUAAUUAAAUCGAGUAUAGUGUGCAGUUAAGAAUGAAGCAGAAAAGUAAACAAAUUAUUUAUAAUAGAAAAUUUUUCAAAGUAAAAAAUAACAAAUCAAACAAAAUAAUAGCAAAUGAAACAUGAGAACAUGAAAAAUAAUUAAGCAUACGUAAAGUACACAACACAUAAACACAAAAAAUACAAUAAAACAUAAAAGAACACAUUGCAGAAAAAUUAUAAAAUGAAGUUGAAAUUAAAUUCAAAAUUUUCGUUGUAGUAAAUUUUUUUCUAAUCGCCCGGAAGUUGAAAAUUACCUUUACCUUAAAAAUAUAAUAUAUUCUUGUUAUUAUUUUUCGAUUGCUUAUUUUAUGAAGCUGUACUUAAACUGUGUUCGCAUUUUAUGCAAUAAGUAUUCUGCCUUUACACACUGUACGCUUAAGAACACUGUAACAAGCCUCUACGACACACACACAUGUACAACUUAGCUGUAAUCGUUAGAAAAUUUAUUGUUGACUUUGUUGAAUUUCAAAAAAUAAUGUUGGGAACAAAACAAACUGUAUUAUUUUUCAUUUUAAAUUUUUGUAUUUUUGUGUUAAAAGAAAUUGCUGGUGUUUUAAUAUUUAUUUCAGGCUACAUUUGGCAUGAUUUAUUUAUUAUAUUAUAAAAAUUAUUAUUUUUUCGUUAGUAAUAAUUUAAUUUUUUUUUACUUUUUAUCAGAAAAAUUUUAUUUUUAAUUUUAAUGAAAUAUUCUUAUGAAAAAACGUAAAAUUAAAUUUUAUGAAAAAAAAAUAUUUUUAAACAUUUUUGGAAAAAAUAAAGUCAUAAAAUAUUAAAAUUAAAAAAAAUUAACUUUAUUUCUUUUUAAUCAAAAUAUGCUCUUUAUAAAAUUAUAAUUUCCAAAAUUUUUUAAUUUUAAAAUAUCCCACAAAAAUAUUUUUUUUUAUACAAUUUAAAAUUUAUUUUUUUCAUAAAAAUAUUUUUUUUUUUAUAAAUUAUAUGUUCAUGAAAACAAACAUGAUUUCAAUUAUUUUCAUUAAAUUUAAAAUCUAAAUUUUUCAAAAAAAAAAAGAAUUUAUUUUAUUUUAAAAAAUAUGUUUAAGAAAACUUAAUAUUUUUUAUAAAUUUAAUAAAUUUUUGUUAAUUUUCUGAAUUUAAAAAAUAAUAAUUAUAAUAUUUUUUAAUUAUUUUAUUUUGUUUUGUUUUUUUUUUUUACGUUUUUUUUUCUUUUUUUUUAAUCUUCCAUUUUACCUGCAUUAUAUUAACUUCAAAACAUUUUUCAAACACUUUCUCGCAGUGUUUUAGCCAAGACUGUCACCUUCAAUCUCUGUGCUCACUUUAACCAAGACAGCAACACCUUUUAAGAUAAUUCUUUCAUGUUAGAAAAGCGUAAAUUCGAAAACCAUUUGUUUUAACAAAUAAAAAAUAAAGUUCCUUAAACAUUUUCUGCCAGCAAAAGUAUGGACACUCGAUUGUAAUAUAUUAAUAAUAAUUUAUUUUACGCGCUUAUGCAAUUUCCACCCACCCAGAACGAGUUACCAAGCAGCUUUACGGCGUCUAAAUUUUAAUUAUUAAAAACUAAAGUAUACACCUAAUUAGAAUAGUAAAUGCCCACCAGGUAGAAAAUGAAGGAAAAACAAAAAACACAAUACAAUAAAAUGCACAAUAUAAACCUUGGAGUUCAAGAAAACUACAACAGCUGAGUAAGAUAUUGCUUAAUGAACUCAUAACGGUAUUAGGCGCUAAUAAUAACUUAAACUUAUUUUUUUUAUUGUAAGCGCUCUCAAAAACUUUUCCUUGCACUCAAACGCUGUUUCCUUUGCUUCUAACAUUUGCUACAAUCAAUCUUUUAGCCAAGUUCACAACCAUUAUUUUUCAAGCAAUUCUUAAGCGUGGACAGCAACCGCACUCAUACGUUCGAGUCAUUUAUAUUUGCAUUGAAAUUCUUUUCAUUUGCGCUCAGGCGACGCAACCACUCACGCAUGCGUAAAAUAACGGUACAGAUGCUCAGUAUAACACACACACACACACACACACUUACUCACUCAAAUAUUGAAAAUCAUGCUUAGUCAAGUAUUGCAAAUACAAGUGCGUAAAUAAAUUUUUAAUAAUAAAUAAAAGUAAAGGAAAAAUGUGAAAAAUGCAUUAUCAGAAAUUCAAAUGAGUAUAAAAUAGCAUAUAAAAGAGUAAAUACAAAUAAACAAUUGUAAGCUGUGUGUAAUUUCGUAUAUAGUCAAAGAAAACCAAGCAAAAAAGAAAUAUAAACAAUAAAUAUAUAUGUAUGUAUAUGAUUUGUAUGACAGCAGUAAGCAAAAGAAAGUACUAAUUAAUUCAAAAUACUAGUGAGAGAGAAGAAAAAAACCAAAAAAAAAAAAUUACUUAAUUAACUAUACUAUACAUAUGUAUGUAGUAUAUGUAUGCAACAGGCUUUUCACGCUGUGCUGUGCUGUGCUGGUUGUUUUCGACACGUUUGUAACACACUGUAGGUACUAUGUGCAUGUAUAAUGAUGACGUAAAGUGCCGCGCAGCGUUAUUAACUGCAAAUUUAAACUGCCUAAUCAAACAUAAAUGUAUAUGUAUGUAUAUAUAUGUAAUACGAGUGUACGUAUGUAUGUAUGUACCGCUCUCGCACGCAUGCUCUCCACACAUGUAACACACACACGCAACUCAACUAUGUAAUUGUGUGAGUGUGUGAUAUUUUUAAACACUUUCGCUUUUUUGCGCAAAAGCCGUUACGUUUAAAUUACCUUAAAGAAAAAAUAUUGUUAUUUUAACGUUGUGACGAUAAACUGACGCCACGUAAUCACUGACAACAGCAACCGCAAAAACAAUGUCAAUGCAAACGAAAGUAAGCGUUAGCUGCUGAAGUCAAAGUUGUUUUCGUAAGCGUAAGCGUUGAGUUGUCUGUAACGUUAACGUAACUGCCACGCAGCGUGAAUAAUGGCAAUACACACACGUAAGAAAAUUACAUAACAAUUAAUGUGUAUAAUUUAAUUUGAAUUAGCAUUAAAUUAUAUACUUAUCUAUAUAUUAAUGAACACAUUAUAAAUAAUAAUGCAGCAAAAGUAGCAUGUGGUGAGAGUUUAAUUUGUUGCAAACAAAUUUAAAAACUAAAAUAAAAUAUCAUAACGCUGAGUUAGCACUAUUUGGUAGAGUGCGAGUGUUGAGAGCAGCAGUGUUGGAUUGCAACGAACGUAAAAUUGCUAAUGAUGAUAAUUGAAAACAAUGUUAACUUUUUGCUAGUAAAUGUUUUUUCGUAUGCUACUAACUAAACAAAUAUAAUUAUGAUAAUAAUAAUAAUAAUAAAAACCAACAAAAUUAAGUAGUCGUACUUAAAUAUUUAUUUUUUAAAGAAAUACUAAUAACAAAUAGCGAGCGAGUGAGCAGAGGUGCGUUGAAAAUUGCAAAGAAUGGUGAAAUUUAUUAAAUUUGGUUGUUUGUGUUUCAAAUGAGGGUGUUUCAAGGAGGGUUCCGAAAAUUCCAAACUGUUUCCGUACAAAAAUUUGUUGGCCCGUGUUCCAAAUGAAUGCGGCCCAUAAACUAUGUGAAAUGUUUCGAAAAUUCCAAACUGUUCCGUUAUUAAAAUAUGCCUUUUGUGUACCAAUUGUAAUUAGAUUUAUUAAAUUUUUUCGUCUAUGUUCAAAAUUAAUGCUGCCAAUAAACUAAUUGGAAUGUUUCAAAAAUUCCAAACUGUACCGUUAUUAAAAUUUGUGUCCCAAUUGAAAUUAGAUUUAUUAAAUUUUUCCGUUUGCGUUUCAAAUGAAUGUGGGGUGCUUAGGAAAUUCCAAUCUGUUCCCAUACUGUAGUUGUUUGCGUGUGUUUUAAAAGAACGCAAGCUUCAAAUUGUGUGCGAUAUUUCAAAACCUCCAUAAUGAUCCCAUAAUAAAAUUUGUUGUUUGUGUUUUAAAAGAAUGCAGUAAUGAUCGCAUAAGAAAUUGUAUUGUUUGUGUUUCAACUAAACACAGCAAUCAAGUUGCGUAAGAUAUUUCGAAAAUUCCAAACUGCUCCUAAAUAAAGUGCUGCAAUUAAAACGGCAGGCAAAUUGAGACCAUAUACCAGUGCUGAGGUUAAAUUGUUAACAUGCUUCUUUUAUAGAAAUUUACAAAUAUUUAUAAUAAUUUUUUUAUUCCAAGAGUCCCAAUAACACUCAGAUUAUAUCGGAUUCCAUUGCAAAUUCAUUAAAAAUGCUUUGUUGCUUUCCCGUAAAUUAAAGAGAUACGAAAUAUCACUUUUUGUUUUAGUCUACUGACUUUUGUGCUUGCGUUUCAAAUAUUCCACUCGUCCCACUUAAGCGUAAAAUACUUAUAAAUUGCAAUAACGUUAUAUUAACAACAACGCUUGUGCGUGUUUCGAAAAUUCCAAACGUUUCAAACCUUUCAUUUUACUUUUCAAUAUUUUCUAUGCGUAUUUCGAAAGUUCCAAAUGUUCCACACAUUCAAUUUUACUUUUCUAUAUUUCUUUAGCAUGUUUCGAAAAUUCCAAACGUUCCGCACUUUCAAUUUCACAUUCAAAACACGCAUAUAUUCCAUAUGCAUAAUGCCAAGCCUGCGAAUAGCAUCAUUUCUUUGCACGAUGUGUUGUAAGGAUAACCAUGUUAACAUAAAGUGUUGGAAAUGUUCGUAUUAAUUAUAAGAGUGGAGAAUAAACUGCCAUUUUUUACACAAAUGUAUGUAAAAAUUAUUUGAGUGUAUGCAAUGCUACUCACACACACACAUACACAGUUAUACACAAAAUCAGUGUACACAUAUACAUACCAUCUACCCAUACAUGCUCGCACUAUGUAUGCUUAUUUAUAUGCAUUACUGUAAAUUUUUAAUGUUAGAAACAACUAUGUAAAUGUUGUAUACAAAUCAUAUUAUAUAAAAGAUUAAAAGUUAUAACGAUUCGCUGCAGUUGGCAACAACAAUAAUGACUUUGCGAAAAUUAGCAAUUUUAGCAAGCUUUAUAUACGCUUUAACAACUGUGUCUGUAGUUUUAUAAAUUUCUAAUGCAUUUCCACAAUUUUUAACUACUCAGUUGUUGAAAUAAAAAAAUAAAUAUAUAAAAUAAUAAAAAAAAAUAUAAGUAUGCAUGCAUUAACAACUGUCAGCACGGGCGUCAGUUUAUCGUCACAACGUCUAAGCAACAUGCAACACAAACAUUUUCGCAUAAUUCAACAUAACCACCACAUGACGCCACCUAGAUAUAUUGCAUACAUAUAAACACGCCACAACUCCCCAAAGACGAUCAAAUAGGGUAUGGUUAACGGGUUUCCACUAUUAAGCGGGGUAUAGGAACGCAUGAAAAUUCGCGCAAGACAACACAACGUCAAAGAGAUAUUGGGCAAACGAGUGCGAAGGCCGAGUAGGCGUUCGCUGACAGUGUUGCGUUUGACAGUCUAAGCUGUCAAAUUUACCGCUACACUGUUAUGACAUUGGUCUUUGGUGUGUAUGGCGGUCUAAGCUGUCAAAUUUACCGCUGCACCGUUAUGAUGUUGGCGAAAUGAUUUUUGGCAUUUUAAUGUUAUAAUAUUUUUGCUUGUUAGCGUGAGAGCGCUGAGCACAGCUUUAGCGAGAGAGAGAGAGUGUGUAGGGUAGCGUACUAUAUCAGCAGGUGAGUUUUGCGCGUGGAUGAUGACAGCAAUAACAACCUGACGCCAGCGGCGAAAGUUGCUCCCAACAAAAACACAAAAAAAAAAAAAAAUUAAAAAAAUGUAUUUUUUAUUAUUGGUGGUUGCCAUGCUCAAAAAUAAAUUUGCUUUUGCUUUAUAAAUUUAUAUAAUUGAAAUUUUAUUGUUUUUCAUGCCACAUAAUUUAUUUAAUUUUUAUUCAUUUCAAUUUAAAAAAAAAUUAAUGGACAGCGGUGUACUAGUUACUUAAACAAAAAUAAAAAUAGUGAACAAAUAAUAUUUGCAUAGAAGAAAUUAGCAGCAAAAUAAAAUAAAAUAAAUUAAUAAAAAAAAACAGCAAAGAAAUAUUGAGAGAAUACACUUCUAAUUUAAGCAGUUUAGCUCUUAAGAUAAUUAUAAUUAAAUUUAUUAAAUGAAGAGUAUGUUGUUAAAUAUGCAUUGCUGGUAGCAACUGAGCAGGUGAAAAAAUAUUAAUUAGUUAAAGCAAAAACAAAAAGCAGAAAAAACUAAGAUUCUUGUAAAAUUUACGAUUAAGUAAAUAUAAAAAAAAGAAAAGAAAAAACUAAAUUUAUAAAUUUAACAUUUCAAUAAUAUAAUAAUGUUAAAAAAUUAUAAUAAAGCAAAAACAAUGGCGGCAAGAGUUUUUAAAAGUUCAGGAGCGUUCAGCUGUAGCAGCGGUUGUAACCACAGACACACACAAACACACCACGUUGGGACCAUGUGACAGUGGCAGCAUCAAUGAAGUUGCAGUGAAGCAAAACACAAACAAAAAACCAGUAUAAUACAAAAACGAGCCGAAGGAUCGUGAACGUUGUAGAAUGCCUAUAAUAAAAAAAAAAAAAAACAAAACCAAAAAAA
Messenger RNA from Bactrocera neohumeralis, 11468 nucleotides. It is a transcript of the gene nrv3, whose product is annotated as sodium/potassium-transporting ATPase subunit beta-2. Gene Ontology annotation, cellular component: sodium:potassium-exchanging ATPase complex. Gene Ontology annotation, molecular function: ATPase activator activity. Gene Ontology annotation, biological process: sodium ion export across plasma membrane; intracellular sodium ion homeostasis; potassium ion import across plasma membrane. The transcript has 8 exons. The record is from RefSeq and is a predicted model, not a curated record. The coding region runs from base 829 to 1767 and encodes 312 amino acids. Lineage: Eukaryota; Metazoa; Arthropoda; Insecta; Diptera; Tephritidae.